CGAAUCCGAACCAAACAAGACGGGAAGAAGCCAAGUAGCACGACACAGAGGAGAGAGAUCUCUUCUCGUCGAUCUGCCAUUCAAAAUUUCCUUCGAAACACGGCACGGGGACUCUCGUCAGAAGCGGAGCGCGUAAAGGAGCGAUCUUGGGAUGGCGAGUUGGGUCCUCUCUUCCGAACGCUUCGUCUUCAGGCCCCUCCCCGCCGUCUUCUCUCGCCCCGAAUCCGGUCUCCGAUCUCCCGCCAGUCUCAAGCCUUUGAGGAGCGGCUGCAACCGCGGUGGAGGACUCGAUCUCUGCCGCCCCGUCGGGCUCGGCGGCCGGAGGGAAUGGCGGCUCGGUGUCAGCGCGCCGGCGAGGAUGGCGCCCUUCGCGGACGAGAUGAAGGACGGGGAGGGGAAGGGAGAGAGGGUGGCGAGCGGGUGUGACGGGGAGGAGGAGGUUUUUGAUCCUGCGAUGCCGCCGCCGUUCGGACUGGCGGAGAUCCGGGCCGCCAUUCCGAAGCACUGCUGGCAGAAGGACCCAUGGAGGUCGAUGAGCUACGUGGUCCGGGACGUCGUCGCUGUGUUUGGGCUCGCCGCGGCUGCUGCGUUCCUCGAUAACUGGAUCGCGUGGCCUCUCUAUUGGGUUGCGCAGGGGACCAUGUUCUGGGCUCUCUUCGUUCUCGGCCAUGACUGUGGACAUGGGAGCUUUUCGAACAAUUCGAAGCUGAACAGUGUUGUUGGCCAUUUACUCCAUUCCUCCAUUCUUGUGCCAUACCAUGGAUGGAGGAUUAGUCACAGGACACACCACCAGAACCAUGGACACGCCGAGAAUGACGAAUCAUGGCACCCGUUGUCUGAAAAGUUAUAUAAGAGUUUGGAUUCUCUAACUCAGAAGCUUCGGUUCACGAUGCCAUAUCCUCUGUUUGCUUUCCCCUUGUAUCUGUGGGCAAGGAGUCCAGGAAAGACUGGUACACACUUCCAUCCAAGCAGUGAUCUGUUCCUUCCCAAUGAAAAGAAGGAUGUGAUUACAUCGACAGCUUGCUGGAUUACUAUGGUGGGGGUGCUUGCAGGAUUGGCUUGCCUAAUGGGUCCUCUUCAGGUGCUCAAGCUUUAUGGAAUUCCAUAUUUGAUUUUUGUUAUGUGGUUGGAUCUUGUCACAUACUUGCAUCACCAUGGACACAACGAGAAGCUUCCCUGGUAUCGUGGAAAGGAAUGGAGUUAUCUUCGAGGAGGCUUGACGACAGUAGAUAGAGACUACGGAUGGAUUAACGACAUCCACCAUGAUAUUGGUACUCAUGUGAUACAUCACCUCUUCCCGCAGAUACCACAUUACCAUCUAGUGGAAGCCACCGAGGCAGCAAAACCAGUGCUUGGAAAAUACUACAGGGAACCAGUCAAGUCUGGACCUCUGCCGCUUCAUAUAUUUGGAAUUUUAGCAAAAAGUCUCGCACGCAAUCAUUACGUUUCUGAUACCGGAGAUGUCGUGUACUAUCAGUCCGAUGAUAGAUUGAGUGAUGCUCCGAAAACCAAAUCACAUUGAAACAUCAACAUGCAAUAAGGAUAUCAGGGGACUGACUGCUACUUGGCAGCUGAUACAGCCCGAACGUUUCACCAGAGACAGAAUUUUGUGCAUGGCUUCCUCCCUUCACCACAAUCAAUUCUUUCUACUCUAGAUUCAUGCAAGAGAUGCAUCUUAUCUUGGAAGGAGCUAGUAAUAAAAUUUGUCCUGGUUAGUAGUGGAUAGUAUAUAUAUGUGUACACAAAUUUGUAUAUGUUAUGCUGCAAGAAAUCACAAGCAUAACUUUUUUUUAGUUUUAAAAUAAAAAUUGUUAAUGUUACUAGAAAAUUACAAGCAGUAUCGGUGCACUACUCAUCAUACUAUGAGACUGACGAUAAAUUUAGAGAUUGAUAGCAUUCUUUGUCGAUUGAA
Molecule: messenger RNA, 1912 nt
Organism: Musa acuminata subsp. malaccensis (wild Malaysian banana)
Lineage: Eukaryota; Viridiplantae; Streptophyta; Magnoliopsida; Zingiberales; Musaceae
Product: omega-3 fatty acid desaturase, chloroplastic
Biological process (GO): lipid metabolic process
Molecular function (GO): oxidoreductase activity, acting on paired donors, with oxidation of a pair of donors resulting in the reduction of molecular oxygen to two molecules of water
Source: RefSeq, a predicted model, not a curated record